CAGUCAGAACGGAGGCGGGCACUUCCGCCACCAUGCUGCAGGUUUGACUGUGAGUCUUAGGGAAGCUCUUGUGGUUCUGUGUGCUGCUUUUUCAACUGCUGCUAGGAGCUGUGAGGAGAGUGGGUGAGCCCGGAAUCCGCACCAUGGCUGCGGUGACCUAUGAAGAUGUGCAUGUGAACUUCACUCAUGAAGAAUGGGCUUUGCUGGAUUCUUCCCAGAAGAGUCUCUACAAAGAUGUGAUGCUGGAAACGUGCAGGAACCUCACUGCUAUAGGGUACAGAUUGGAAGACCACAAUAUUGAAGAACACUGUCAAAGUUCUAGAAGACCUGGGAGAUACAUUUGUAAUUGUGGAUACAAGCCCUGUGAGAAUGAAGACCAUGGAAAGAAGCAAUGUUCCUUUGCAUGCAACAGUUUUCUUCAAAUGUAUGAAAGAAUCUACAAUGAAGAGAAAGCCUAUGAAUGUAAUCAAUACAGUAAAGCCUUUGUAAAUUUCCAUAGUCUUCCACAACAUGCAAAAAAUCACCCUAGAGAACAACCGUAUGAAUGUAAUCACUGUGGUAAAGCCUAUGUGAGUCCCAGUUCUCAGAUACACAAAAGAAGUCAUGUUGGAGAGAAACCUUAUGAAUGUUCGAAGUGUGGUAAAGCCUUUGAAAAUGACAAUCAUCUUCAAAAUCGUGAAAAACAUCAUACUCUUGAGAAACUCUUUGAGUGUAGUCAAUGUGGAAAAGCCUUUGCAAGUCGCAGUUAUCUUCCAAUACACAGAAGAAUUCAUACUGGAGAGAAACCAUAUGAAUGUACUCAAUGCGGUAAAGCAUUUACAAGUCGCAGUUAUCUCAAAAUUCAUAAAAGUGUUCAUACUGGAGAGAAACCGUAUGAAUGUAAUCAGUGUAGUAAAGCCUUUGCAAAUUUCUAUAGUCUUCGACAACAUGAAAAAUACCAUACUCGAGAAAAACCUUAUGAGUGUAGUCAUUGUAGUAAAGCCUUUCCAAGUCCCAGUUCUCUUCAAGUACAUGAAAGAACUCAUACUGGUGAGAAACCCUAUGAUUGCACUGAAUGUGGUAAAGCAUUUAUAAGUCACAGUUCUCUUCAGAUACACAAAAGAGUUCAUACUGGAGAGAAACCAUAUGAAUGUACUCUAUGUGGAAAAGCCUUUGUAAAUCGAAGUUAUCUUGAAGUACACAAAAGAAUUCAUACUGGAGAGAAACCCUAUGAAUGUAGUCAAUGCAGUAAAGCCUUUGCAAAUUUCCGUAGUCUUCGACAACAUGAAAAAAAUCAUACUAGAGAAAAACCCUAUGAGUGUAGUCAGUGCAGUAAAGCCUUUGUAAGUCCUUGUCAUCUUCAGAUUCACCAAAGAACCCAUACAGGAGAGAAACCCUAUGAUUGCAGUGACUGUGGAAAAGCCUUUACACGGCUCAGUAAUCUGCAGGUACACAAAAGAACUCACACGGGACAGAAACCCUAUUGUUGCAGUCAGUGUGGGAAAGCCUUUCCGUGUUUCAGUAAUCUCCAAAUCCAUGAAAGAACUCACACUGGAGAGAAGCCCUAUGCAUGCAAUCAGUGUGGGAAAGCCUUCGCAAGUCGUGCUAGUCUUCAAUACCAUGAAAAACAUCACACUGGAGAGAAGCCCUAUGGAUGUAGUCAGUGUGGUAAAGGCUUUGCACUUCGCAGUCUUCUUCAAGUACAUGAAAGAACGCACACUGGAGAGAAGCCACAUCAGUGCACUCAGUGCGGUAAGGCCUUUGUAAGUCGUAGUUAUCUGCAAGUACACAGAAGAGCCCAUGCGGGAGAAAAGCGGUAUGAAUGCAUUCAGUGUGGCAAAGCCUUUGUAUAUCUCACUAGUCUCUGUAGUCACAGAAAAUUCUGUGCUGGAGAGAAACCCUGUGGCAGUGCUUGAUACAAAGAUGAAUGGCAUGGUGAGUAACAUAAGGGAACAGACCCGCUUCUGGACCUAUGCACUGUAACCUUGUAGCACAUUGUUUACUCUCCUGAGAGGUAGUAGUUACAUCCCUAGCAGGGUUGAAUAUAUGUCCAUCCCAGGCCAUGUAGGCGGCCAUUCUUCCAGAGUCAGUUAUGUAAAGUUUUUACUCUUACAUUUAAUUUAAAUACAUUAAUGUUUUAUGAUUCUCCUUCAAUAAAGUGCUUAAAGUUACAGUUUUAUCUAUAUUAUCAAAUCCUCCAUCAUGAAUGAAGCACUGCUGGUAACCUUUUCUGGCAUCCAGGUAAUGGGGAAAGCAGUGGGGUAUGGCAUCAGCGAUUGGGGCCCAGAGCUGCUGACUUUUGGCAACUUUUUUUUUUUUUUUUUUUUUUUUUUUGAGACAGGGUUUCUCUGUGUAGUCCUGGCUGUCCUGGAACUCACUCUGUAGACCAGUCUGGCCUCGAACUCAGAAAUCCGCCUGCCUCUGUCUCCCGAGUGCUGGGAUUAAAGGCAUGCGCCACCAUGCCCAGCUGAUUUUUGGCAACUUAACUCUUGUUAUUCUGGGUCGUGAAUCUGCUGGUGUCUGGCAGUUUAACUGUUUCUCUCUCUGGGGCCAGAAGCUUCCGGCAGUAGGGGAUUAAGAAGAAAAGCUUAGUUAAUUGGGCUCUUUUUCCCUGGCUCAGGUCUCCUUGUUGGAUAGGUGAGAAGCUCAGAACUUGUUAACUCUCCAUGAGCCAGAGAGAAAAGAAAAGAAAGGAAGAAAUAAAGAAAGAGAACAUCAGACACACAGAGACACAUGUACACUGGGUGAAGGAAGCCGAAAAGGGCUGCACCAACCUUUGUUAUUGUUUCAACUUUUUAUAACUUUUUGGACAAAAGGUUCUCUAUUAAAGGAAAGGUUACUUCACAGAUAAAAUGUUACACAAAAGGGGAGUUGCAGAGAAUGUUCAUAGUAAGUUUAAAGCAGUGUUUCAUUGUAUAAGCUUAUUAUUAGUUCAAAGCAACAGUUUAACAUGGCUUUAUUAUAGUGCACACCUGUGGCUUCUUCAUCUUUGGACACGACUCAGAAUGAAUGUUUUCCCUUGAUUACAAAUCCGUCCCAAGCCUAUUUCAAUUCUUCGUCCAAUUUAGAAAAUCUCAUUGCAUUCCCUAUUAUGUAACCUUUACUGACUAUUCUGUGAGGAGAGGUCACAUUCUAUUCUUUUUUUUUUUUUUUUUUUUUGGUUUUUCGAGACAGGGUUUCUCUGUGUAGCCCUGGCUGUCCUGGAACUCACUUUGUAGACCAGGCUGGCCUCAAACUCAGAAAUCCUCCUGCCUCUGCCUCCCGAGUGCUGGGAUUAAAGGCAUGCGCCACCACGCCCGGCUUCACAUUCUAUUCUUGAUUCUAACUUUAUUACUUUUUUUUUCUGGCAAAAUAACUAAACUAUCUCCUUAAAUAUUAAAGGAGAUUAUUUGAAUUUGAAUAACUAGGAAUUCUAUAAAGUCAUUAAUUCUUCUAAACAGCACUAAUUUAUGAAAGUUCAUCUUCAUGUUGAUCUGCAGGAAAUUUGCCCAUAGGGUUGGCUGAUGGCCAGGAAUCAUUAGGCUAUGUAAUUGUGACAGGAAAGGCAUAUCAGCAGCAAGAAGCAAUUUUGGCAUGGUCUCUCAGGACCCUGCAUCACAGAGCAAACCACUACAGGCAUGCAAGAUGGUGGGCCAUCUGUAUAAAACUUAUUUUCUUGCUAUAGCCUUUCCUAGAUGGUUUCUUUCCAAGUGUAAGGGUCUGUGAUUCAGGAAGAAUGAUACCCCAGACUCAAACUGUAUGCAACAGCAAAGAGUAUUUAUUCUGUAGAGAAUCAGCGUGUAAGGGUCUACCAUAUACUGGGAUGGAAGACAGAGGUAUGGCUUUGCAGGGUCAAUUAGAAGCCUGUUAGGGUAGGAGUGGGUGACAUACCUUUCUGUCCCUUGAUUGUUUGGCUCUGUCUCCAGGGGUAUGGCUGCUUUUGUAAUUGGUUAAUGCUCUGGGGGACUUUUGCUUAUUUGAUAGAUUUGACUGAUAUUUGGUUCAAGCUAGGUGGUGGGGCAGCUUCUGACAGCUCCUGAUCUGCUGUUCAUGAGGGGUGGAUUUCCUUGAAAUUGACUUGUUUUGGACUUUGAAACUCAGGCCUAGUCUCCCAGACUGACAGUUUGCAGCCUUUUAUGGAGGCUGUCUGGCUCUGGCUAACUCAGUCCUCUCAAAAGCACAUUUUCCAUGACAGCAAUUUCACUGCCUAAUUGUUAAUAUGACUCCUGCAUGAACUAUGAUUCCUUUCAUAGGUAAACUACUGUGACUAAAUAAAAGUCCAGUUGUUCCUGAUAGAACAAGUUCACAAUUUCCUGUGUGUAACUAAGAGGUAUAUUGAAGAAAGGAAAUGGCAGAAUCUUUAGAGCAAGAAAUGUCAGUAACAACACUUGUGUGUGUGUGUGUAUGUGUGUGCGUGUGUGUGCACCAGCUUGUAGUAAGGAAUAGAUUGAUUAUAAUUUGAAGCUAGCACAAAUGUUAGUGCUUUGGGAUUUAACCCUUUUAUUUCUGUGGGGUAUGAAGUGGAAGGACCUCAAUCCAUUUCCCAGCUCUCGGUUGAUAUUGAUAUAGUUGCUAGACCAUGCAUAGCUGUCCUUAUAUUUAGAUUGACAUUCCUUAGCCCAGUGUUUUCUUGGAUCUAGGGCAUAAACCAUGAACUCUUAAGUAUUCAUUUGUUAUAAGAGCAAUUUAUAUAGUUUCUUUAAGUGGCCAGGUUGGCUGAAAUUUAAACACUUUGCAGACACAUGUCUUUGAACAGUAUAGAUUUCUAAAGCUGAUAAUUUUGUUCUAUGUUUUAGGUCUCAAGUUUUCUACAUAAUUUAGAAAGUCCAUAACAUUUCCUGUCUCUCUCUGAAGCCUGAUUGAUCCUUGGCAGUAUUCACUGAUAUAAUGGUUUAUAUAUGCUCUGCCCAGGGAGUGGCACUAUUAGAAGGUGUGAGCCUGUUGGGGUACGUGUGACCUUGUUGGAGUAGGUGUAUCACUGUGGGUGUAGGCUUUAAGACCAUCAUCCUAGCUGCCUGGAUGCAGUAUUCUGCUAGCAGCUUUCAGAUGAAGAUGUCGAACUCUCAGCUGUGCCUGCACCCUGCUUAUCUGGAUGCCACCAUGUUCCUGCCUUGAUGAUAAUGAACUAAACCUCUGAACAUGUAAGCUAGCCCCAAUUAAAUGUCCCUAUAAGAGUUGCCUUGGGGGCUGGUGAGAUGGCUCAGUGGGUAAGAGCACCUGACUGCUCUUUCAAAGGUCCUGAGUUCACAUCCCAGCAACCACAUGGUAGCCCAUCUGUAACGAGAUCUGACUCCCUCUUCUGGAGUGUCUGAAGACAGCUACAGUGUACUUACAUAUUAAAAAAAAAAAAAAAGAGUUGCCUUGGUCAUGGUGUCUGUUCACAGUGGUGAAACUCUUAAGACAAUUGACAUUAUCAAAAUCCAGCUGUUUUAAAAAUAACUCUUGAAUUUGAUCCCAUUUUACUUAUUUCUCAAUAGCACUUUUGAGCCUCACUAUGGAAUCAGCAUAGAGCUCAGAGGAACCUUUCUUUAAUUUUUAUAGAAGUAGAACUGAUGUCAGGUCAGCAGGACCUUUGUUCCCCAGAUGUGGAAGGAGAAUGUGGGUAGAAGGUUUUAGGAACAUUGCACUGUAAUCUUGAAAGUUCUUGGAAAUUGAUUAUGUAAAAUCCAUGUAACACAUGCUUUCCUGUAUUUAAUGGUUUCAUUAUUGAAAAGAAAAAGAAAAGAAGUCCUCUCUGAGAGAAGACAGAGAGUGCGAUCAACACA
Messenger RNA from Mus musculus (house mouse), 5723 nucleotides. It is a transcript of the gene Zfp873, whose product is annotated as zinc finger protein 873. Gene Ontology annotation, cellular component: nucleus. Bases 144 to 1895 code for a protein of 583 amino acids. The record is from RefSeq and is a predicted model, not a curated record. NCBI's taxonomy places the organism in Eukaryota, Metazoa, Chordata, Mammalia, Rodentia, Muridae. Gene Ontology annotation, biological process: regulation of DNA-templated transcription. The transcript is spliced from 5 exons.